Messenger RNA from Anopheles cruzii, 1312 nucleotides. It is a transcript of the gene Kdsr, whose product is annotated as 3-ketodihydrosphingosine reductase. Gene Ontology annotation, biological process: sphingolipid biosynthetic process. Lineage: Eukaryota; Metazoa; Arthropoda; Insecta; Diptera; Culicidae. The transcript has 2 exons. The record is from RefSeq and is a predicted model, not a curated record. Bases 134 to 1117 code for a protein of 327 amino acids. Gene Ontology annotation, molecular function: 3-dehydrosphinganine reductase activity. Gene Ontology annotation, cellular component: endoplasmic reticulum membrane.
CCGGCCAGCGAAUCUGCUUUUCGCUCGAUUCUUUACCGAUAUUAAAUAUAUUGACCAGUGCCAAAUCUAGUCCACCAAGUCGGGUGUUUCGGUAACCUUUUCACUCAUUAAUCGGCCACCACCCACCGCACAGAUGAACCAUUCCACCGAAAUCAUCCUCACGAUAUCCGGCAUCGUGUUGGUGCACGGUUUGAUCUUCUACUUUCUCACCCGCAAAUCGCGCCACAUCAAGGGAAAACAUGUCGUCGUGACGGGCGGUUCCAGCGGAAUCGGACUUUGGGCGGCGGUCGAGGCAGUGCGAUUGGGUGCUCACGUUACCGUCGUAGCCCGCAAUGUGCCACUUCUCGAGAAAGCCCUGGAAGAGCUGGAAAAGUGGCGGGUUCGCGACACGCAAAAACUCCAGUUCCGUUCGUUGGAUCUGUCGCGCGAUUACGAAGCGGUCAGCAAAACGCUCGAUGAAUUGGAGCGUGACGUCGGCCCAGUCUAUAUGCUGGUCAACUGUGCCGGUAUGGCCAUUUGUGGUACCGUCGAGGACACGUCCGUCUCGGACGCCCAUCGACUGAUGGACGUUAACUACUUCGGCACGUACUAUCCGACGCGCCACGUGCUUCCAAAGAUGAAGGCGGCGGGUGAUGGAAUCAUUGUCAUCACCGCUUCACAGGCCGCCCUGAUGGGUGUGUACGGGUAUGGGGCAUACGCGGCGUCCAAGUUUGCGCUGCGCGGACUCGCCGAAACCAUCGCCAUGGAAGCACGGCACCGUGGCGUCAGUGUAACACUGGCGCUUCCGGCCGAUACCGAUACGCCGGGCUUCGAGAACGAAAACCGCAGCAAACCGGAAGAGACAAAGAUCAUUUCUGGGUCGGGCGGGUUGGCGAAGCCUCAGGACGUGGGUCGCAAGAUUGUGCAGGAUGCGCUCAAGGGGUCGUUCUUCUCGAUUCUCGGCCUCGAAAGCUGGGUGCUGAGCAUUCUGUGCGUUGGAAUGUCCCCGUGGAAGGGACCCCUGUUGUGCUUCGCCCAGUUCUACCUUCUCGGGCCGCUCCGGUUGCUUGGACUGGCGUUGCAAUGGAACUUUCAGCGUAUCAUCAAGAGCUGCGCCAAGCGGCGAGAGCAGGUCUAGGGCCGUGCGGAGACAGAGAGAUGCAAAGGCACAAAACAAAACCCACGAAACACAGUAAACGAUUCCACCAAUGAGUAUUGUAACCUAGUGAGGAGGAAAAAUACCGUAUUUAUGGGCAACAGCACUUGACAAAUCUUCUUUUACUAGCCAUAUUCCUAGGGCUUCACAUUUUGCGCGUGAAGGUCAAAAUACACA